Cotesia congregata is the source of this 414-nucleotide messenger RNA. The record is from the annotation of a GenBank genome assembly. Lineage: Eukaryota; Metazoa; Arthropoda; Insecta; Hymenoptera; Braconidae.
AUGGCACCAUUAAACGUUGAAGUCUCACCAUCAUUAUUAAGUGUUCAUCUUGGUGGUAACGCCGAAUUUACUUGCAUCGUUAGUACACAUUCUCAAGCCGGUCAACACUUCAUUACCUGGUUUAAAGAUGGAAGACAACUCCCAGGUGCUGGUAGACAAUCUGAAACAUUAACACUUAAUGGAAUCAAUCGAGAAGAUAGAGGAAUGUAUCAGUGUGUUGUGAGGAGAGGAGACGACACUUCUCAAGCAUCAGCAGAACUUCAACUCGGAGAUGCUCCACCAGUUCUUUUAUACUCUUUUAUUGAACAAACACUUCAACCAGGACCGGCUGUUUCGCUUAAAUGCUCAGCAGCUGGAAAUCCAACACCUCAGGUUACUUGGACAUUAGAUGGAUUUAAUUUACCGACCAUUACU